UAGACGAACAUUAAUCGAAGUGAGACAGUAGACGGCAAGGAGUGAAGAGAAAGUUGGAGAGGAUAUAUUUUGGCGGGAGUUUAGUGCAGGAUCUUCUUCUCCCAUCCAAUGCAUAAAAACUUUUCAAUUAGAGAUUAGACAGGAAGAAGACUGUUUCAGCCAAUAAAACGGCACCGUUCCAUCCUCUGACCUCACUCGCAUGUUCAAACUCAGUCUCGUUCGUUCCCUCUCUCAUAUCCAAUCGACAAUAACUUCAAACUCAUAUCCAAUAACAUGGUACUCCUAGCAGCCACCGCAUCCUUCUCUUCAUAGAUCUUGACUCACUCCUCCACAACAACAAUCAUUACAUCAAAAACAUUCUCUCCAAUUCCAAAAACCUAUUUUCUUUCCCUCCAAUUUCCUCCUCUCUCUUCGACUUCAAAUUCUUCUUUUCUUGUGUCCCACCUCACCUCUCUUUCUCCAAACUCCACCCUUUCCUCCCAAAACACUAUCUCUCCUUCGAUCACCCUUCCUCCACUUUCAAUCUCCUCUCACCUCCUCGAUUCCAUCACUCAACUCCUCCACGGUUACCCUAGGGAACCCGACACCGACUUCGAUUCCGAAUCCACCUCUCUUCUUGUUCCCCCCAAUUUGUUGUUUACCUCCUUGUUUAAUUCCUUCUAUUCCAUCGCCGCAUUUUUCGAUUCCGAUGAAAAAACGUUGCAAAAUUGCAAGUUAAGGUUGUGAGGAAGUGUGAUGCGUUUGUUGAUUUGAGGGAUUGUCUCUCUGAUUCAGUUCUGGUGCGCGAGGUUUAUUUAGUGAAUCUAAGAAGGGAGAUUCGGGCGAGUUUUUCGUUGAUAGGGUUCUUGAAUUGCUAGCGACUGAAAUUGGUUGUCAGGUUCUUUUUCGACUUUAGAAAUUAUUAUUUUUGAUGUAUUUUAUCUAUUUGAAUGAACAUUGGAAUUUAGGAAAAUAGUAUAAAUAUUGCUGAACAUUAACCGCAGUGAGACAGUAGGCGGCAAGAGUGAAGAGAAAGUUCGAGGAUUAAUUUUGGCGGGAGUUUAGUGGAGGAUCUUCUUCUCCCAUCCAAUACGUAAAAACUUGCCAAUUAGAGAUUAGACAGGAAGAAGAGUGUUCAGUCAAUAAAACGGCACCGUUCCAUCCUCUGAUCUCACUCACAUAUUCAAAACUCAGUUUGGUUCGUUCCCUCUCUCAUAUCCAGCCGACAAUGGCUUCAAACCCAGAUCCAAUAACAUGUUACUCCCAUACUCACCGCAUCCUUCUCUUCAUAGAUCUCGACCCACUCCUCCACAACAACAAUCACUUCAUCAAAAACAUUCUCUCCACUUCCAAAACCUUAUUUUCUUUCCCUCCAAUUUCCUCCUCUCUCUUCGCCUUCAAAUUCUUCUUUUCUUCUCUCCCACCUCACCUCUCUUUCUCCAAACUCCACCCUUUCCUCCCAAAACACUAUCUCUCCUUCGAUCAUCCUUCCUCCACUUUCAAUCUCCUCUCUAAAACCCUCUCUUCCCUCCCUCAUUUCCCUUUUCCACAUCACCCCAAAGCCUCUCACCUCCUCGAUUCCAUCACUCAACUCCUCCAUGAUUACCCCUGGGAACCGGAUACCGACUCCACCUCUCUUCUUGUUCCCCCCAAUUUAAUUCUCUUGUUUACCCCCUUGUUUAAUUCCUUCCAUUCCAUUGCCGCAUUUUUCGAUUCCGAUGAAAAAAAUUUGCGAAACGAGGGUUCCUUUUGUGAUAGGUUUUUGGGGUUUUUCGGGAGUGUGAGUCGUAGGUUUGGCUCCAAGGGUGUUCAUUGUAGUUGGAUUGGUGUUAAUAGCAAUUGUGUGAGUGAGAAUAGUGGCGAUGAUGACGAGGUUGGAAAGAUACGUGGGUUGUUUGAUAUUGGGGCUAGGAAAUUAGGUUGGGGUUUUUGCUCUUUGGAUUCAAUUUUGUUUGGUUCUGCUCUUGUUCCUUUUGGUUUGAUAUAUCCCAAAAUUGGGGUUUCGUGCUUUUCUUUUCGUUGUUGUUCUAGGGAAGUUCAGGUGCAAUUGAGUCUUAGGAUAUUGGAUGUUAAUGGGAGUCCAAUUGAGUAUAACUGUUGUGAUCUUGAAGUUUUGGAUUUGAGAGGUUUUAGUAGAGGGGAGGAUGUGAAUUUACAAGGUGGUGGUUGUUAUGGAAAGAAGGAGAGAUUGUGGAAUGUGUGUUCAGGUGGAACGUCGAAGUUGCAAGUUAAGGUUGUGAGGAAGUGUGAUGCGUUUGCUGAUUUGAGGGAUUGUCUCUCUGAUUCAGUUCUGGUGCGCGAGGUUUUUAGUGAAUCUAAGAAGGGAGAUUCGGGUGAGUUUUUCGCUGGUAGGGUUCUUGAAUUGCUAGCGACUGAAAUUGGCUGUCAGGGGCGGCGAAAAUCUGUUCCGGUCUGGGAGAUCUUGUUGAGUUUUCUUUAUAAAGAAGGUUACUGGGCUUUGGUUUCCGUUGACAAUGGAAAAAGUGGUGGUUCUUGUGUUGGUAUUCUUAGGCCUUUUACUGUUUCUUCAGCUCUUUUAUCUGUCUUGGAGGAUUCACAAUUGGCUAUUGAUUUUGAUGGAGCAAAUAUGGAUUGUGUUAUUAAGGCAGGUGUUUGCGAAUCAGAUCGCAAAUUCAACAAGAAUGCGAAUUUGUUGGAUACUCAGGUCAAGAGUGCUGUGGGAAUGAAGGGUAAGAGGAAAAAGAAGAUAACAGAUUUAAAUACUCUUCGAAACCUCACGUGGAGCUCCUUUUGUGAUUUGGUAUAUAAUCAAUUUGAGAUGGAUCUGCAUGAGGUUUAUUAUGCAAUGGAAUGUAACAAGUCGAAGAAGUUGAAGUUUUUGAAAUGCUGGAUGAAACAGGUGAAAAAAUCUAGCUGCUGUGAUCUGAUUUUGUCAGAAAAACCCAAGCCGGAUACGAUCAUUGUAGAAGAGAGUGACAGUAAAUUGAUUGAGUUACCUCAAAAUGGUGAAGAGCCAAUCCCAACGGUGGUUGUGUCAGCUGGAAUUAAUACCGAGGCUGCUACGAUACAGGAUGAUGGUGCGCUUGAUUUUAGGUCAGAAACAUCGGAAGCGUUUUUUAGUAAUCUUUCCAACAGGAUCCAACAGGGAAUUGAAUCUGAUGUCAUAGACCUUGGAGCUUUGGCAGAGCGACUUGUAAAUUCAUCUAUAUACUGGUUACGUCAGAAGGUUGAUACAGAAACAAUUCCUGAGAUCCAUUCUCCUAUGAAAGAUAAUAAUGUUCGUCGUAGGAUGGUUGUGUCUGAACUAAUAAAACUACUGUUGAAGGAGCCCAAGGAGAUAGCUGCAAAGCAUAAAAGCAGAAAUUCGUCCUCUCAGGCAUCUGAUGCAGGACCAACUACAAUAAUCACAGAACAUGCUGUUAGAUUAUAUGAACUGCAGAUUUUAUUUCGAAUGGAAAUUUUGCAAUCAGAGGAUGGAGGUGGAAUCGAAGAUUCAUGUAAACAGAAGUUUGUUAAACAAAUAUGCCUUCUUCUAGAGAACAUUCAGUGCCACAUGGAAGGGGGAUUCUUUGGUGAUUGGAAUCUUGAAAAUUAUGUCGCAAAGAUCAUAAAAAGCAGGUAUUCUCACACCCUUGAAGACAUUGUUCAUAAAAUCUACAACAAAAUGGACUUGCUUCUGUUUGCAAAUGAGGAUGAAGACCUGGAUUGUUUAUUUAACAGUGAGGAGAGCAACAGAUCAUUGAAUCUAAAAGUAUCCAGAGAUGAGAUGGGUGAAAAUGACAUCAGUAAUGGACCUUUCUCAGCAGAAAACGAGCGUUUUCAUUUGCAGAAGAAUGUUAGCGAAAAAUUCCAAAGAAUUAUAGAGAGGGAUGAUGAUAAAAAACUAAUUGAAGCUAUCGAGAGGAGAGAGAGGGCACACAGAUUUUCAUACAUCAAACGUCGGAUGCCUGCUUUGCGAGUUUGGGCCCCAAAACAGAAGGGUAUGAAGUCCAAGACAGAUCACCUUUGGAAGGUUUCAAAAAGAAAGGAGCGGCCAAGGGCAUGUUAUGACACAGUAUGUGAGACGCCAAUGACAAAAAACAAACAGUCAAGCCCGCAGACAAUAGGUUCAGAUGAUGAGAGUUACAUGGCUAAUGGGAGUCAAAUAUGUGGUUCAGUUUCUAAGGCAUUGUUUCAGGAAGAUUUUGUCCAGUAAUAUGUGGAAAUCAGCUUACUUUUGGCUAUUGAUGUGCGAUUUAAUCUUAGAAAAGCAUCUUCAUAGACAUUGUGUUCUUCUAGUUAUCCAAAUAAAGAAUCCUUCAUAGAUUGUUUUGUCCCAAUAGGUAUUUGACAUCGUCAUAUUAUAUCUCAGUUGUGUUUUUGAGCUUUCAAUUUCAAGUACAAGCUUUGUGUAGUUUGCUAUUUAAUGUUGCUUUCUGUUAUCAUUACUAGAUAUCUACUAACAAGCAGAAAUACUGCUUUAGGUCUGAA
This is a messenger RNA of Cicer arietinum (chickpea), 4410 nucleotides long. RefSeq lists its product as uncharacterized. Lineage: Eukaryota; Viridiplantae; Streptophyta; Magnoliopsida; Fabales; Fabaceae. Gene Ontology annotation, molecular function: chromatin binding. Gene Ontology annotation, biological process: response to ionizing radiation; DNA replication; regulation of DNA-templated DNA replication initiation. The record is from RefSeq and is a predicted model, not a curated record. Gene Ontology annotation, cellular component: nucleus.